Mesoplodon densirostris (Blainville's beaked whale) is the source of this 729-nucleotide messenger RNA. It is a transcript of the gene CRYBB1, whose product is annotated as crystallin beta B1. The coding region runs from base 1 to 729 and encodes 242 amino acids. Gene Ontology annotation, molecular function: structural constituent of eye lens. The transcript is spliced from 5 exons. Gene Ontology annotation, biological process: visual perception; lens development in camera-type eye. NCBI's taxonomy places the organism in Eukaryota, Metazoa, Chordata, Mammalia, Artiodactyla, Ziphiidae. The record is from RefSeq and is a predicted model, not a curated record.
AUGUCUCAGCCAGCGGCCAAGGCCUCGGCAACAGCUGCGGUGAACCCAGGGUCUGAUGGGAAGGGAUCAGCCCCGGGCUCCGGCUCCGCCCAGGCCCCAGCCCAGCGGGUGCCCGCUGCCAAAGGGGACCUGGCUCCCGGGAGCUACAAGCUGGUGGUCUUUGAGCAGGAGAACUUCCAGGGCCGGCGGGUGGAAUUCUCCGGGGAGUGCUUGAACCUGGGAGACCGCGGCUUUGACCGAGUGCGCAGCCUCAUUGUCAUCUCAGGACCCUGGGUUGCCUUUGAGCAAUCCAACUUCCGGGGGGAGAUGUUCAUCCUGGAGAAGGGCGAGUACCCGCGAUGGGACACGUGGUCCAGCAGCUACCGCAGCGACCGGCUCAUGUCCUUCCGGCCCAUCAGGAUGGACGCCCAGGAGCACAAGCUCUGCCUGUUUGAAGGUGCCAACUUCAAGGGCAACACCAUGGAGAUCCAGGAGGACGAUGUGCCCAGUCUCUGGGUCUACGGCUUCUGUGACCGCGUGGGCAGCGUAAAGGUCGCCAGCGGAACCUGGGUCGGCUAUCAGUAUCCUGGCUACCGCGGGUACCAGUACCUCCUGGAGCCUGGUGACUUCCAGCACUGGAAUGAGUGGGGAGCCUUCCAGCCACAGAUGCAGGCUGUGCGCCGCCUGCGUGACAGACAGUGGCACCGUGAAGGCUGCUUCCCCGUGCUGGCUGCUGAGCCCCCCAAGUGA